CCUUGCGCUAGCUUCUAUCUUCCUACCACCAACCCAAACUUUUCAGUUUAUCCAACAACUGCUGCGCAACCUCCGCGCAGUUUCCAGUUUCCGACCUUCAUUCAGCUCAUAUCUUACUUGAAGAGGUAUGUCAAGUCUCGCCAUUUUCGCCUUCCCCUUCCUGCGGUGCGCAUCAUCACGGUCUGAAUCCAGGGCGAGCGCUCGUUUUUUUCUUUGUGGUGGGACAAAUGGUAUUCUCUCGCAAGCAGCCUUGUUAUGUUUCAAGCACAUUCACUAUCCACAAGCUAUGGACCAGUCAUUUAAUCAGAGCACUACUAGAAAUAAGCACUAAUCCUCCCUCAAUCGCAGACUCUCCUUUUGACCUUUCCCAUCACAAUACACGACCAACACGUCUUACCAGCAUUGCUUUCUGUCUCCGCCUCCCUUUGCACGAAAUCAGUUAUUGAUCCAAGCAUUCUUAAGAAUGGCGGACACAGAGGCUAAGCCUGAGAAGGAGGAGGUCACCCAUGAGGAGGAAGGCAAUGAUGAGGUAUGUUUGGGUUUUGUCUGAGCUCUAUUUGAGCUUCUCUACAACUCCAAUCUAGGAGGAAUGUCAGAUCGAUCCCAUCAAGCCUCGAACAUACUGCUGUGCGGAUUUUGAGAGUUGAUAUUCUCAAUACUGGCAACAUGGGAACCAAGAUAUAGAGCCUCAUCUCCAUGCUCCCGCUGCUUUGGAAGGCUCCCUUAGCGCUUCUCAAUCGAAGUUAAUCCCAUAAACCAACUAUUUAGCUACUGCUAACAUGCUUAACCUCUAGGAAGAGAUAUCAGCCAUGAAGCGUCGAGUCGCAGAGAUGGAAGAGGAGGCCGCAAAGCUGCGUGAGAUGCAAGCAAGUCUUGAUCAACAAAGCAAUGGUUUGCGCGAGGACAAGGAGGACAUUGACUCUCGAAGUAUCUUUGUCGGAAACGUAGACUACGAGGCAUCGCCAGAAGAGAUCCAGGCUCAUUUCCAAACCUGCGGCUCCAUCAAUCGUGUCACCAUUCUACUGGAUAAAUUCACCGGUCAUCCCAAGGGGUUCGUACACCCACGAUUUCCGGUCCUUUGAUUCAUGGACCAUCUUUGUGUUGUGCAAUUUGUCAAGAAUCUUUUAUGAUCAACGCUGCCUGGCAAGAGAUGGAGGCUAAUCAAGGUUAUGCAGGUAUGCGUACGUGGAGUUCACCGAGCCAAGUCUCGUUGCUCAAGCUUUGGUUCUGAAUGAAAGCGUCUUUCGUGGACGAAACUUGAAGGUUGUUAUUACCUGUUCCAUUCCAUCAUCUAGAAGAUCUUGCUAAACCUACUCAGGUUGUUCCUAAGCGUACAAAUCUUCCUGGUAUGACCCGUGGACGAGGUAGAGGUGGCGGGAGAGGUGGUGGCCGAGGUGGCUUUGGUCGAGGAGGUCCUUCCCCUUAUCCACCACGCGGCGCAUAUCGUGGAGGAUACAGAGGCAGUCGGGGACGUGGAUAUGCACCUUAUUGA
This is a messenger RNA of Hymenoscyphus albidus, 1492 nucleotides long. The record is from the annotation of a GenBank genome assembly. Lineage: Eukaryota; Fungi; Ascomycota; Leotiomycetes; Helotiales; Helotiaceae.